AUGAAGAAACAGAUCGACGAGAUAUCCGAGAUCUUCUGGGUUUCAAGAUCCGAUGCGACCGUUCUCCUCAUGUAUCUCAAAUGGGACUCGCUUAGGGUUUCUGAGCGUUUGGCUGAAGACAAAGAGAAGUUACUGACGGAAUCAGGUUUGAAAUCGGUUGUUGUUAUUGAUUCGGAUGGAGAUACAUCUGAUUCAUCUUUUGUCAUUUUCUCUAAGACUAGUGAUGACUUUUAUGAGUUUGAAGAUGGUAGUGAUGAUGAUGAUAAUGGAGCUGAAGGAAAUGAUUCACCUUGUGGGAUUUGCUUGAAAACUUGUGAUGAUUUAGUCUCCACGCAGUUUUGUUCUCACAAGUUCUGCACAACUUGUUGGAGAGAGUAUCUUGACAAGAACUUCUACUCUCUGGAGAAAAGCCAAACUCUUGUCAUCUCUUGUCCUGAUCAAUAUUGCCGAGCUGCGUUUGGACAGGACACGGCCGAGAAGCUAACAGUAGGUGAUAAAGAUAUGUACGAGAGUUACAUUCUGAGAUCUUACCUUGAAGGAAUCAAGAAAGAGAUGAUCAAACAGUGUCCUUCCCCGGAUUGCAACUACAUCAUCAAGUUUCAUCAGACGAACGACGUUGAGGAGUAUGGCUUAAACGUGUGCCUUAGAGGAGACAGAUGA
This is a messenger RNA of Microthlaspi erraticum, 660 nucleotides long. NCBI's taxonomy places the organism in Eukaryota, Viridiplantae, Streptophyta, Magnoliopsida, Brassicales, Brassicaceae. The record is from the annotation of a GenBank genome assembly.